This is a messenger RNA of Papilio xuthus (Asian swallowtail), 1254 nucleotides long. Lineage: Eukaryota; Metazoa; Arthropoda; Insecta; Lepidoptera; Papilionidae. The record is from RefSeq and is a predicted model, not a curated record.
CCGUAUCGCAGGCGACGCGAGCGCGGGCAUAGAGAUCACUAGUGCGUCGCGGUCGUGCUAGAACUAACGUCCUAGCCACCACAGAAACAUGAGAGUAACGCUGGUUCUUCUGCUUUGUGCGGCGGCUUGCCACGCCGAUGAUUUGGCGCAGGCCGCCGGCCAGAUCUUCUCCAAUAUCCUACCGAACCUUAUAGGCAAUUCGGUGACGGGUCAACAAGGGAACACGGCGACUAACACGCUUCAACAGAUUGGCACCGUGGUCGGUGGCGUCGUCGACUAUGCCAAGAAAAAGAGCUACGAAGACAUGCUGCGGCAGGUGCAGGACUCUACCACAGAUGAUGAUAUUUUGAAGCUCAGCGAGGAAAUGUUCAAUGCGGACAUCAACAAUGCACUCAAUUACAUACAAGUCAAUUUGCAAGGGAAAACUAGCCCCCUCUCCAAAAACGACGAAGCCCAAUCAAACUUAUUAAAUGUGCCAGAGAACGUGUGGAACGGCCCAACAAUUCGACCUUUCGUUGCUCUUUUCGACAACUAUCACAAGAAUGUCAUAAGGCCAGAGUUCGUUACACCAAAUGAGGAGUCGGAACAAACAACAUACAUUAACACUAUCUUGGCCACCGGCCCCAUUAGAAGUUUAAUGACGUUCUUGGUUAACAAAGGCUUGACACAACUUAAUGAAUACAAUGAACAAGUGGAAUUAUUAAAAAAGAUUUGGUUCACAAAGUACGCGCGUCACUGGACCGGCCUUUGCAAAUGCAGUUGUGCUUUUGAAAACAUCUUCAUGGCUGAAUUGAAAUCCAAUGAAGUUCUUGGUCUUCACAGCUGGUUAUUCUUCGCAAAGCGCGAGAUGGAUCGCAAAGCCAAUUACCUUGGCUAUAUUGAUAAGCUGGAUUUGUCCGGAAAAGGAUUGAUCCUGAAACAGCAUUCCAUCUUGAGUGAGACCAAAGAUGCACCAGAGAUCACUAUGUUUGUGGGCACAUCACCCGAGUUGGAGACCGCGCUCUAUACUCUAUGCUUCAUGGCGCGACCUGACAGACCAUGCAAACUGGCCUACAACAACGUACACUUUACCAUACAGACUAAAACAUUGAAAGCAGAAAAUGUACUUCUCAUUGACACCGCUUAUCCGACCUAUUAAUUACAUUUUGUAAGUUCACCAAAAUAGUUGUAGGUUAUGUUUGUAUGGAUAUUCUUUUAUUUAUGAUUUUUAGUAACAUCAAUUGUGAAGUCAUCUAGUAAACGAUAUUUCUUUCA